Molecule: messenger RNA, 1644 nt
Organism: Cordyceps fumosorosea ARSEF 2679
Lineage: Eukaryota; Fungi; Ascomycota; Sordariomycetes; Hypocreales; Cordycipitaceae
Product: MFS multidrug transporter
Exons: 8
Coding region: 1-1644 (547 amino acids)
Biological process (GO): transmembrane transport
Molecular function (GO): transmembrane transporter activity
Source: RefSeq, a predicted model, not a curated record
AUGAGUGCUACUACCACGGUAUCGUCGGACCAGCGUGUCGAGGAUGAGAAGACAACACCGGUGACGAACCUCGAGGCGGCGGCACUAGUAGUUGAGCCCAAGGAAGAAGAGUAUCCUCAUGGCCUGCAAUUGGUAUUUGUGGUGUUGGGAAUAUUGCUAUGCUUGUUUCUGGCAGCGCUUGAUAUGACCAUUGUGGCCACGGCCAUUCCUAAAAUUACAGAUGAAUUCCGCGCCAUCGACCAGGUCGGGUGGUACGGCUCCGCGUUCUUCCUGACACUGGCCGCCUUCCAGUCGUUCUGGGGGAAGCUGUACCGAUACUGCCAUUUAAAGUACACGUACCUCGCAGCAGGCGUCGUGUUCGAAGUAGGCAGCCUGGUUUGUGCCACGGCCAAGGACAGCACUGCACUCAUCAUCGGACGAGCCGUCACCGGCAUCGGGGGCGCCGGUCUCUACUGCGGAACGUACACGAUCAUCGCGUUCAUCGUGCCGCCGGCGCUGCGGGCCCGGUACACCGGCCUGGUCGGCGUCUCCUACGCGGUCGCGAGCGUGGCCGGCCCGCUGAUCGGUGGUGUCUUUACCGACAAAAUCAGCUGGCGAUGGUGCUUCUACAUCAACCUUCCGAUCGGCGGCCUGAGCCUGGCCCUCAUCCUGCUUUCCUUUAAGCCACCCGCCGCGGCUCGGCCGGUGCCGGCGCGGCUCUCCGAGAUCCUGCUGCAGCUGGACCUGCUCGGCGUGGCGCUCGCGGUCGUCGCCAUGGUGUGCUUCUUUUUGGUGACGCAGUGGGCGGGUGCGAGCCGCCCGUGGGACUCGGCGUCCGUGAUCGCCUGCCUGGUCGUGUCGGUGGUGGCGAGCGGCCUGUUUAUCGGGGUGCAGGUGUGGCAGGGCGAGAGGGCGUCCCUCGUGCCCCGGAUCCUGUCCAAGAGAGUGAUUUACGGGGUGGCUGCCUUUGCCUUCUUUCAAAACGGGAUGAACUUUUUCUUCACGUAUUACAUUCCAAUUUACUUCCAGUCCAUUGACAACUACUCGGCGGCACAAAGUGGAAUUUACAACUUGCCACUCAUCUUCGGAGCUUGUUUCUUCGCCAUCAUCUCGGGCUUCCUCAUCACCAUCUACGGUUACUAUACCGUAUACAUGGCAGCAGGAAGCGCGGCCUGUACUGUCGCGGCUGGUCUGCUGUAUACCAUGGGCAUGCACACACCGCUCGCCCGCCCGCUGGGAUACCAGAUGCUCCUCGGCGCCGGACAAGGCCUGGCGAUCCAGGUUCCCGUCAUCGUCGCCCAAGCAAUGUCCGCCCCAGAAGACAUCUCCGCGAGCACCGCCAUCAUCCUCUUCUUCCAGAUGACCGGCGGCGCGGUAUGCAUCUCGGCCGGCCAAUCGGCCUUCAUCAACCGACUGCUGUAUUACCUCCACAGCAUCGCGCCUGGGAUCGACGCCGCGCGGAUCGUUACCAUCGGCGCGUCAGAUCUGCGAGCCCAGGUAUCUGCGGCAGACAUCGACGCGGUCUUGCAGGCGUAUCUCGGAGCGCUUAAGGACACCUUUGCGCUGGGCGUGGGGUUUGCAGGCUGCGCGUUCCUGGCGAGCUUCAUCGCGCCGAUACGGAAUUUGUCAAACGGCUCCAAGGUAAAUGUUAUGGCGGCUUUGUAA